AUUUCCCAAAGACUUGAAGAACGGUGUCGUGCAUAAAACGGGACCUGAGGACAGAGAAAACUGAAAGGUGGCAUUGCCGAGCAGAAGAAAGGAAGAAAUAAAAAUGGAAGAAGAGCUGAAGCUGUUCAGAACAUGGUCGAGUCCGUUUACUUUGAGAAUAGUAUGGGCGUUAAAAUUGAAAGGGUUAGAAUACGACACCGUUUACGAAGAUCUGGCGAACAAGAGCCCCUUGCUUUUGGAGUACAAUCCGAUCCACAAGAAGGUUCCGGUGCUCGUCCAUGGCGGAAAGCCAAUCGCCGAAUCACUCGUUAUUCUUGAAUACAUCGACGAAGUAUGGAAGCAAAAUCCAUUGCUGCCUCAGGAUCCUUACCAGAGAGCCGUUGCUCGCUUUUGGGCUAAAUUUGGGGAUGACAAGGUUUUGGAAUCUAUAAAGAAAGUGUUUAUGAACCAAGGGAAAGUGAGAGAGGAAGGUGUGGAAGAAGCCUUGGAGAAUUUGAAGCAUUUGGAAGAAGAGUUAAAAGGAAAGAGAUUCUUUGGAGGAGAGACUAUAGGGUUUGUAGAUAUUGCAGUUGGGUGGCUUGCAAACUUAGCAAGUGUAUUGGAGGAAGUUAUUGGAAUUGAACUAAUAACUGAAGAAAGGUUUCCCCUCUUGUCCAAAUGGAUAAAGGAAUUUGCUGCUGCUCCAAUCAUCGAUGAAAACUGGCCACCUAGAGACAAGCUUAUCACUAAGUACCAAGCAAUGCAUCAAACUUUCAUAAAUAAACAAGCAUGAUUAUGAUCAUUGAAUAUCCAACUUUUCUUCGUUUAGGCAGUAACCAAGUCUACUGUUCUAUAGAAUAAUGUUGAAGAAUAAUUAAAUAGUUGUAAAAGCAGGGUGUUAGGGGCCAUGUGAGGGGAGGAAAGGGAAAGGGUAUAGUAAUUAAUUGUCAUAAGGAGAGUUUAGCUAUAUAUCAACUUUUCAACUUGUCGUGAAGAAUGUUAUUUUUACAAUGGUAUUACUUUCACAAGUCCCUGUGUUCUACGAGAUGUCUGUUCUAUGAUUUUAAUAAAUUUGAGUUUAUGAAA
Molecule: messenger RNA, 1065 nt
Organism: Benincasa hispida (wax gourd)
Lineage: Eukaryota; Viridiplantae; Streptophyta; Magnoliopsida; Cucurbitales; Cucurbitaceae
Product: putative glutathione S-transferase
Biological process (GO): glutathione metabolic process
Cellular component (GO): cytoplasm
Molecular function (GO): glutathione transferase activity
Source: RefSeq, a predicted model, not a curated record